ACGGGCUAGUAGUCCACUGGUUCAGGCAUCUGCCCCAAGACAAACUAUGGUAAAAUAACACCCAGUGUCUUGAUUCUCACUGUCUGCCACCUCUGCCUUUCUCUCUCUGCUGGCUCCCUGUAUGUCCUGCUGUGAGGGGCAGUGUGGGAAGGCAGGUCCCCUCUGCUAUGAACAAGGGGCAGAGGCAGCCCCAGAGGUCCACACUGCCGGCCUCCCCGCCUGCUUCCCACACAGCCCUCCGGGACUGUGGCACGGUGUCUGGAGAAGAGCCAGCAACCUGACGUGCAUGCGGCGGCCCGUCCCUCUCCCCAGCAGAGCCGCAGUAACCCGGAGGCUCAGAGAGCCGGCUCAGGGCUGCUGGGGAAGCAGCCACUGCAAGGUGACGGUGACCGACAGAGCACAGGCACCAAGGGGGACAGCUUCUCAGGGAUUGAACUCACGAUCUCAUGCUUACCAAGCAGGCACUUAUGCUGCUGAGCUAAACCCCCAGCCCCUAAAACUGGGAAAUAUGGACACAGAGAUGUGUAUAGAGGAAAGAUGAUGUGAGAGACAUAGGACUAAGGCAGCCGUCUCACCUCAAGCAGAGAAGCCUGAAACAGAUCCUUCCUCACCGCCCUAGGAAGCAACCCAGUCUGCCCCUACCUUGACCUUUAACUUCCAGCACUCAGAACUUAGAUGACAAAUUCCUGUUGUUUCCAUCACUUGGUCAUGGAACUUGCUACAGAGCCUUCAGAAAAAGCAGAAGUCCUGAGAGUGCCACAAUAAGCCGUUGCUGAGCCAUGGCUGAAGGAGAAAUCACAACUUUUGCAGCCCUGACUGAGAAGUUUAAUCUGCCUCCAGGGAAUUAUAAGAAGCCCAAACUGCUCUACUGCAGCAAUGGGGGCCACUUCCUGAGGAUCCUUCCAGACGGCACAGUGGACGGCACAAGAGACAGGAGCGACCAGCACAUUCAGCUGCAGCUCAGUGCGGAAGGCGUGGGGGAGGUGUAUAUACAGAGCACCGAGACCGGCCAGUACUUGGCCAUGGACACCGACGGGCUUUUAUACGGCUCACAGACACCAAGUGAGGAAUGCUUGUUCCUGGAAAGGCUGGAGGAAAACCAUUACAACACCUACACAUCCAAGAAGCAUGUGGAGAAGAAUUGGUUUGUUGGCCUCAAGAAGAACGGAAGCUGCAAGCGUGGUCCUCGGACUCACUAUGGCCAGAAAGCAAUCUUGUUCCUCCCCUUGCCAGUCUCUGAUUAGAGAAAUCUGCUCUGGGUACUGAUCACUCCAGAGGAGACUUGAGAGGUCCUCACCUGGUAGACCCCAGAACGUUCCCAUGACCAUUGGCUGUGCUAACCCCAGCCCACAGAGCCCGAAUUUGUAAGCAGUGCACUUCUACAUGCCCAGUUCACUUUUUGCAGAGCCCUUUACCCUGGCACAUUUUGGGACAGAAGGACUGAAUUGCCCCUCGGGGCCAACUGGCCAGUCUGGGUCUGGAUGUGGGUGUCCAGUUGCCUCCGGGCACCUGCUGCUGGCCACCUCUCAAUGCAGAGGCGGAGCAGAGUGAAGUGUCAAGAGGUCUGCUGAGUGGCUCACCAGAAACCCUAAUACCGCCUGCUGCUGAGUAAACCUUGGCUGACGUCCCCAAAACAUCUACCCUGACUGCCUUUUCCCCUUACAGUAGUCCACAAAUGUUAGCAGACAGACUGAUGUCCAGGUUAGAAAAAGGCAGCAUUCCACGGCAGAAACAAGGACAGCGAAAUCAAGCAGAGGGAUCUGAACAGCAGAGGGAUCUGAACUGCAAAGGGAGACUGUGCUGACGAGCAGCUUAGAAAGGUGGAUCCCAGUACAGGAAGGUGAAGGUGGAGCGGCUCAGCCACAGGAAAGCAGGCUGAACCAUGCCGCUGACCUUCCCAAAGUCACGAGCAGCCCCAGAAGCUUCUGACAUCUGGGGGAGCAGGCACUAGACGUGGUUCUUAGCAAAAGCAAUGACAUCGAGGUUGGAAAGUUCAGGUCUGGGCGUGGGAGUGGGGAGCAGUGAGGGGUUGCUGUCCUCUAAAAGCGAUGACUUUAGAAACAAGCACAGAGAGGGUAACACCAUCAUUUGUGCUUAGCCACCAAGAAGCCGAGGUCUCGGGGGUUCUGGCAUGGGCUCCCCUCUCUGACGUGCUAACAGCUCACCUGGGAACUUGGUUUGAGUGCAGAUUCUAUGUUUCCAACAGCCUCCCAGGUCCUACAGCUCCUCUGCUUUUCCCCAACAUCCUGUAAGGAGCAGAUCCUAAAGAAAUUCAAAUAAAGGUGGCUAAAUCCCUGA
Cavia porcellus (domestic guinea pig) is the source of this 2298-nucleotide messenger RNA. RefSeq names its product fibroblast growth factor 1 (gene Fgf1). Gene Ontology annotation, cellular component: nucleus; cytoplasm. Gene Ontology annotation, molecular function: growth factor activity; fibroblast growth factor receptor binding. NCBI's taxonomy places the organism in Eukaryota, Metazoa, Chordata, Mammalia, Rodentia, Caviidae. The record is from RefSeq and is a predicted model, not a curated record. The transcript is spliced from 5 exons. Gene Ontology annotation, biological process: animal organ morphogenesis; positive regulation of endothelial cell migration; cell differentiation. Bases 780 to 1244 code for a protein of 154 amino acids.